AGUGAUGAACGUCCAAGAGCAACGGCGGCUGGCCAUACAAACCCUAUCCCUGCGCACCCUUUCUUCCUGAGCCAAACAAUCAGAAACCCCUAUCCUCUCAGUGCCCUUGGUUCAUCAUCACUGCCCAUCACUACUGCCUGGCCAUCCUGCACGCUAAGAGAGAAGGGAAGAAGAAGAAGAUCCAACUAGCACUCGCAUUCGCGUUGCUGGUGCAACACACGAUGGCUCUCAGGCUGUGGGCUAGCUCAGCAGCCAAUGCGCUCAAGCUCUCCGGAGCCAGGGCUGCCGCUCCGUCCUACUCCAUCUCCAGAUUCUUCUCUACAGUUCAUGAUGGGUUGUCGUACACUACGUCUCAUGAGUGGCUCAAGGACCAUGGGGACGGCGUCGUCUCGGUUGGCAUCACGGACCAUGCUCAGAGCCACCUUGGCGAGGUGGUGUUCGUGGAGCUGCCGGAAGCCGGCGCGACGGUCGCCGCGGGAGGAUCCUUCGGCAACGUGGAGAGUGUGAAGGCCACCAGCGACGUCAACUCCCCGGUCUCCGGCGAGGUCGUCGAGGUCAACUCCAAGCUGUCGGAGACGCCCGGCCUGAUCAACUCAAGCCCGUACGAGGAGGGGUGGAUGAUCAAGGUGAAGCCCAGCAGCCCGGCGGAGGGCCUGCUGGACGCCGCCAAGUACACCAAGCACUGCGAGGAGGAAGACGCUCACUAGAGCCAGCAGAUGGAUCAUGCACGCACGCACAUGCUGCGCUUGCUGCUUACGAUCCAACGUAGUGUGUUCCAUUGGUUGUUUCAGUCAUUUUUUGCUUUAUUAUUUCUUGCCAAAACGCCGCCAACCUCUAUGCAAUAACCAAAUUAAGGCACUCGAUCACCUUUAUCGUGUGCCAUGCCUUCUUUCGUUUCUCUUUCA
This is a messenger RNA of Panicum hallii, 905 nucleotides long. RefSeq names its product glycine cleavage system H protein, mitochondrial-like. Bases 222 to 707 code for a protein of 161 amino acids. Gene Ontology annotation, cellular component: cytoplasm; glycine cleavage complex; mitochondrion. Gene Ontology annotation, biological process: protein lipoylation; glycine decarboxylation via glycine cleavage system. The transcript is spliced from 4 exons. The record is from RefSeq and is a predicted model, not a curated record. Lineage: Eukaryota; Viridiplantae; Streptophyta; Magnoliopsida; Poales; Poaceae.